GGCAAAACAACCGUGCAAGUUAUGUGAAUGUGGUGUAAAAUAUAGAUCUGAUAAUUACUUAAAUUCGCAUAGAAAUAUUGCUAGAAAAUAUUUAAAUUUUGCAUAAAACUAUUAUUUAAAGUCCAUUAUCCAAAGAACAUGUGGAGUUUAAACGUUAAAAAGUGAUUAAGUGUGCAUAAAUUGCAAAUGAAAAAUUUUUUCAUGAAGUAUUCGCAUAUGCAUAAUUAAGAAGAAAAAAAACGUAUACCCAAUAAAGCAACUGUGUGAAUUUGUGCGAUACUAGCGAAAAAAUUUAGUCACUUUUUAUUCAUACGGCAGUAAACACAAACAAAAAGUACACGCGUUUUCGCAUAUUAAAUUGAGAAAUUUUGUGAAAAAAUAAGUCGAAAUAAAGAAAAAUACGAGAAAAGAAAGUAACCAACUAUAACAACAAAAAAUAAUACUGUGUGCUAAACGUGAAGCAAAUAAAAAAAGAGAAUAAUAAAUAUAUUUGUGCAAAAACAAAAGAAAAAAUUACGAAAUUGUAGAAAAUGAAUAAAGAUGAUCAAAAUCAAAAUUUAAAUAAAGCAACGUCACGGACAAAUUCAAAAACUUACAAUACAGCAGCAACAACAUCUACUGCAGCAGCGUUAGAGACUUCAAAACAACAACACCAGAAAAUAAAUUCAAAAAAUAAGAAAAACAGUACCAAUAAUAAUAACAAUAACAAUAGUUUAAAAUUGGCUACAGCUACAACAGUAGCUGCCACAAUAUCCACCAUUGCAACUAAUAAUAAUCAGCAACUUCAAAAUCCUGCUGCUGUUACUGGUAGCAGCAAUAAAAAGUCCUCAAAACAGGGCAAUGCCACAGCAGGACGUCAAAACAACUCCUCCGCUAACGCCUACACUACAUCAAUAUCUUCCUCAUCUGCCUCCUCCAACACCUCAGAUACAACAACAUUAACAACAUCGUUAUCAGCUACCGAUUUGGAUAACGGUGCCAGCUGUAUUGCUGUAAGUGCUGCUGCCACUGCAACUAACUUUGCGAAUUCGGCUAGAUUGAAAAAUACCAACAAUAACAGCAACAACAAUACCAACACCAACCAAAAUAAUUCAAAAAUUAAAUUAAAAGUUAACAAUAACAGUAACAACACUAAUAAUUCCCCCCAUACCGCCACCACAACUACGACCAACACCCCCAUAAGUCAAGCAUCUAACUCUGCUUCAACCUCCGCAGUUUACACUGCCAAUGGCAAUAAAAUGCCAAAAAAUUCAGCAGCAACAACAACAACAACUACCAUCGCUUCAACAUCAUCAGCCACAACAGUAUCAAUAGCAUCUAGCAUGCCAAUGGGUGUUAGUGGUGUAGAUAUUGAUAUGGCAGCCUUAAACACAGUACCCCCACCAUCGACGGCUGUAACGUCAACGGCUACUGGUACUGUGCCCACAAUUACCUCAAGUAAAUCGGCAACAAAUGCAAAUGCUGGUGUUGGUGGCAUUUCUUCGAAAUUGAAGAAAUCAUCUUCAACAGCUGCCGCCGCUGCUGCUGCAGCGCUUGUCCUUCAACAGCAGGCCGCAGCCGUUUCCUCGGGAAAAUCAGCGUUAUCAUCUGCUUCAGCUAAAUCUGGGUCAUCUUCGAAAGAUGCCCAUUUAAAGUUUACCUCCGCAUUACCGCUAUUGGUGGGUUCAGCGGCUGCCGCAGCUGCAGCGGCCAAAGGUGCCGGUGCAUCUUCUAGUGCUGGUGCUCAAGCUGCCGCCGCUGCUGCUGUCGCCCUCAAACAAAAGCUUAAAAGUGCUGCUGCCGCAUCAUCGGUAGUAGCUGCAGCCGCUGCCAGUAAUUCCCGCUCAAACUCAACGUCGACAUCCUCGAAUUCAUCCUCGCUCUCGUCAUCCGUUGGGAUUGUAAAUGCAAUUUCAAAUGCCCUGCAAAACAUCAUUACAAGCGAUAAUUCCGACACGGAUACGGAACUUUAUCCACCGCCGGUAACGGAUCUUUCUGAAUCAGACGAGGAAUCAGUUUCAGAGAUCCUUUUGGCAUGCUUGUGUCUAAGGCCAGAUUUAUUGGAUGAUAUUCCAGAAUCUGAUCCGGAUUCCUGUGGUCAUGAUGCCGAAGGUCAUGAAGAGGAAGAUGAUGGUGACGACGAGGACGAAGAUGAAGACGAAGAAGACGAGGAGGAUGACGAUGACGAAAAUGAGGAUGACGAUGAUGACGACGACGAUGAUGAGGAAGACGAAGAGGAAGAAAUCGACGAUGACGAUGAUGAUGAAGAAAUUCAAGAUCCCAAUGAGGUCAGUGGAGAUUUCUUGCUCGACACCAAUAACGAUCGUAGUAAUCGAAAUCUAAAUGCCCUCUUUGAAGCUGCUGCCAACGAAAAAGCACCUGUUUUACGUCAUGCCACACAUGCCAUCGAUGAGACUAAACAGGCCCUUACAAAAAUGCGUGGUGCUAGCAGUGAUAAAACCAUGUUCUCUCGUACUCUAAUUGCGGCCUGCAACGAUAACGAUGUUAAUACUGUGCGUAGUCUGUUGGGUAAGGGAAACGUUAAUAUUAACGAAUCUACGGAUGACGGUGAAUCCUUGCUUUCUAUGGCUUGCUCAGCUGGUUACUAUGAAUUGGCACAGGUUCUUUUAGCCAUGUCUGCAGCUCAAGUAGAAGACAAGGGCCAGAAAGAUUGUACUCCUUUAAUGGAGGCUGCUUCUGCUGGUCAUUUGGAGAUAGUUAAACUUUUACUAAGUCAUAAUGCAGAUGUAAAUGCUCAUUGUGCCACCGGUAAUACCCCGCUUAUGUUUGCUUGUGCUGGUGGUCAUGUAGAAGUGGUUAAAGAACUGCUAAAACAUGGUGCCAACGUCGAGGAGCAAAACGAAAACGGACAUACACCUUUAAUGGAAGCAGCAUCGGCUGGUCACGUUGAAGUAGCCAAGGUUUUAUUGGAACAUGGUGCCGGCAUCAAUACACAUUCGAAUGAAUUCAAGGAAAGUGCUCUGACGUUGGCAUGUUACAAGGGUCAUUUGAAUAUGGUACGUUUUCUUUUGCAAGCUGGCGCUGACCAAGAGCAUAAAACCGACGAAAUGCAUACUGCCCUAAUGGAGGCUUCGAUGGAUGGUCAUGUGGAAGUGGCCAGGCUACUACUGGACUCUGGAGCUCAAGUUAAUAUGCCUACCGAUUCAUUUGAAUCUCCACUGACUUUGGCCGCUUGUGGUGGACACGUUGAAUUGGCCACUUUGCUAAUUGAGCGUGGUGCCAAUAUCGAAGAGGUAAACGAUGAAGGCUAUACCCCCCUAAUGGAAGCUGCCCGUGAGGGCCACGAAGAAAUGGUAGCACUAUUGCUGAGUAAAGGGGCCAACAUCAAUGCCACUACCGAAGAAACCCAAGAAACGGCUUUGACGUUGGCCUGCUGUGGUGGGUUUAGUGAAGUGGCGGAAUAUUUGAUAAAACAUGGAGCCAAUUUAGAACUGGGAGCUUCUACGCCCCUAAUGGAAGCGGCUCAGGAAGGUCACACCGAUUUGGUACGUUUUCUCUUGGAGAACAAGGCCAACGUGCAUGCAGAAACUCAAACGGGCGAUACAGCCUUAACGCAUGCUUGUGAAAAUGGUCAUACCGAUGCCGCUGAAGUUCUGUUGAGCUAUGGUGCCGAAUUAGAACACGAGUCGGAAGGAGGCCGUACCCCGCUAAUGAAAGCCUGUCGUGCUGGUCAUUUGUGUACCGUCAAGUUUCUCAUUUCCAAAGGAGCAGACGUUAAUAAACAAACCAGUAGCAAUGACCACACCCCAUUGUCCUUGGCCUGCGCUGGUGGUCAUCAAGCAGUUGUAGAAUAUCUUUUGAAAAUUGGGGCCGAUCCAUUCCACAAACUUAAAGAUAACAGUACCAUGCUAAUCGAAGCGGCCAAAGGUGGCCAUACCCGUGUAGUAGAACUGUUGUUUAAGUAUCCCCACUUUAUACAAAAUCAUCAAAAUGAACUGCAAUCGGCAGCUGCAGCAGCGGCCGCAGCUGCUGCCGUUGGUAUUAAUAAUACAACUGCCUCGAAUGCUGCUGCCAAUCAAUUACACUUGAUAAACCUGCAACAGCAAAAGCAACUGCAACAACAGCAGAAACAAUUGCAGCAACAACUGCAAUUACAAUUGCAACAGUUGAGCGCUCCUCCUGGUUUGCAUGAAGUUUCUGAAGCUGCUCGAGUAAACAACCAACAAGUUUUCCAUCAUCAACAAUACACCACCAAUAAUUCCGCUUUAACUGGAGCCACAAAUGAGUAUUUGGAGGAACAACUGCAACUGCAAGCACCAAAUACCAAUGCCACAGAAGUUGGCUCCAAUCAAGUGGUAGCCUCGAAUGAGGAAUAUGCUGCCAUAGAUAUCAAUUCGUUGAGUGCUCAGCAACAAGAGGCAUUAAUUGCUAAAUCAAGACUUUUCCAUUUGCAAGCUGGUUUUGGUAAUGUUGGUGGAGGCGGCACAUCAGGUGUCAUUGCCAAUAAUAAUGAACAAGUUGCCGCCAAUCUCAACAAUCAACAACAGCAGCAACAACAACAACAGCAACUACAACAACGCAAACAUUUUGAUUUAGAUAUGUCACAUAUAAUGCCUCUUACGCCACCACAAAAACAACCUCCAGCUCCUCCUGUUUUGCAAGCGCAGCAGCAUCAGCCACAAACUCAAACAUUAACACAGCCGCAACAAAAUCAGCAACAACAACAAGCUCCUCAACAACAGCCGCAGCAGCAAAUUAAACUUAAGGGAAAUCAGCGUAAAAGCCGCCAACAGCCACCACAACCAUUUGAAGUUAGUAUACCAAACACUGCCAAUGCCAGCAACAACAAUAAUAAUUCGAACAAUGAACAACAACAGCAGCAGCAAAUGCAAGAUAUUGAACGUUCUCAGCCUUUGGGUGAUGAUGGAUUGGGCAAUAAGCCACUAACUCAACAUCAGUCCACAACACAGCAGCAGCAACAGCUACAAUUUUCCUGCUUUAAUGAUGAUUCACGUUUUAUAAGGCGUCGGGUUUUAAGGCAGGAUUUCAACAAGUUGUCAAAUGAUCAGAAGAAUAUUCCUGCUACUUUGUUGCCUGCCUCUUAUUUGGAUAUGACUGGUGGUAAUGUCAAUAACCAGAAUCAAAAUGUUGGUGAUGGUGCGGACGCUAUAACGUUGAAUCAAAAUCUAUUGGCAGUCGCCCCUGCUAUAGGUGAUGGUUCGGAGAUGCAACCAGUUAUUAUAGCGAGUCCAGAACCUCUAAAUUUUGCACCCAACCAGGCCCUAAUGAUGCAAGAACUUUUCGAUCCUAAUAAUCCACAAACUCCAUUGACUUUGGCUACCACUCUACCACAAGGAACACAAUUUGUUUUGGGUCCGGCACCACCACCUCAGCAACAACAGCUGCAGCAGCAGACUCAGUCACAACAGCAAACUCAGCAGCAGCAACGUAUUGUGACUGGUAAAACGACACAGAAGUCUGGUGGUAUAACAACACCUUCUGAAGUGUCCCAGAGUACUGCAAUCAGCGAUAGACCCAAAGCUAAGCCAGUUUCCAAGAAAGAUGGGAAAAUUUUGCGUAAAACCACAACACAAUCAACUGCAGCCACUCCACUCCAACAACCAUUGUUUAGGCAAAAUCAAAUGGUAUCCAUUUACAAUAACUUGCCCAUGUUAAUAACAAAUGAAGCCACUCCGAGUCUCCAAACCCAGCAAGCCAUCAUGAAUCAUAUGGUAUUUGCAGCCCAACAGCAUCAACAACAGCAGCAGCAGCAACAAAUUGCUUUAGAUGUUGUUAACAAUGCUCAAGUAUCACAGCAACAACCGCAACAACAGGGUGUCAUUGCUUUAAGUAAUUCCCCAGCAUCGCCAUUGGCUUCACCUUCAUCCGGGGCAACCGCUUUGUGUGAUCCGCAACUGCAACAGUUUAUGGAAAUACAAUCAGCCGAUGACAUUCACCAGCAGCAGCAACAGCAACCGGAAAAUGAUCAAACUGCUCAAGAGAUACAAGAGGCUUUAGAUGCAGCCCUCUCCGAUUCCAAAUUAGCUGUUACCGAUUCUCUGAAUGCCCUUAGCAAGGCUAAUGCAGCGGCAGCCGCUGCAGCCGUGGCCAAAGCUUGUGGGCUUAAUCCAGCCGAACAACAAGAAUGCCUAAAUAAACUCCAAGAGGGUUGGCAGAUUGUCGACUUACGCCAGCGUAUAUUCCAUAAACAACCUAAAUCACCUACAGAAACACCACCAGAAAAGCAAAUUAUAGAUAUUACCAACUUGGAAAACUUGGAAUUGGAUUCUAGUGAGACCGAUACCAAUAAUGAAAUGAAAAAUUUAGCCACACUUUGUACAGCUGCUGCUCAAGCGGCUGCAGUCAAUGUUACGCCUGGAGAGACAGACCCCAAAGACUCCAAAAUGACAGUUGACAACAAAGGCAGCUGUAGCAGUGGUCAGACCAAGAAACAACGUAAGCUAUCCAAAAAAGAGAAGCUCUCGCAGCAAGAUGGUUUAGAAUUGUGUCGCUUACCAGAACCCAUCAAAGAUUCAUUCAAAGAUGAACGACGAACUUCUGUAGAUGAUCAGCAAUCGUUAACCUCCGAAUUGUGUCCCGGUGAGGAUGAUGCUAACUCAGAUAUUGAACAGCAGGAUGAAGAUUUGUCCAAAUCCAUACAAGAACUGGAUGAUACACAAUUGCAAUUGAAAUCACCUACUAAAGGCAUAAGGCCGAUUUCACAGCGUUUAGAGAAUUUAAUACUCUCAAAUGCACCCCUCAAGCCUGGCGACUUGUCUCAGGCGUUUACGGAUUUGCGACAAGAAAUUGGAGCCGAUGUUCUUACUGUAUUCCCGCAAAAUAUGAAUUUGAAAUUUGCCGGCAAUACAGCCCUGAGCAAUGCCCUGCAACAGCAUUUGGCAGCGGUCAAACAGCAGAUCGGCGAUGUAACUGAAGAUUCCGGUGACGGCAUGAUACAACUUGGUGACGAUGACUCAAAUGCUGCUGCUCAAAGUGGCGGCCAACAACAACUAGUCUAUCCCUCAUCUAUGGAUGCUGAAACCUUGGAACAAUUCGCUAAUGCUGCUGCCCAGGCUAACAAUAAUAACGAUAACAAUUCGGUGGUCGCUGUGACUUCUGGCGGUGGUCAAGAUGAAAUUGGUGUCUCUGGCGAACAGACAGAGGAGGGUAUGCGAGAAGAAAUGUAUGACAUUGAGGUGGAAAUGGAUGACUUUUUCCAUGUCAUACACAAUGUUCAUGAUCCUGCUUUACAAGAAUUUGCUAGCAAUUUAAAUUGUGGUGAGUUGGCAGACUUUGGCAUCAAUUCUAUCUGCAAAACUCGAUGGAAUGGGAAUUGGGCUUUGACUCCUAAAUGGACUAGUCAAGAUCAAUUGAUAAGUGCCGCAGCUGCGGCUCAUCAUCAACAACAGCAACAGCAGGGCCUUUUGGCAACCAGCGAAGAACAGCAGCAGCAACAAGAGCAACAAAGACAGGCGAAUCAACUAUUGUUGGACUAUCAAUUGCAACAGCAGUUACAGCAAAGAUUUGCUGAUGCCGAUGAAAUGCAAAUGCAGCAACAUCAACAUCAGCAAACUACGUUGUCUUUGAUACCUUUUUCACCUGAAGAUGCUGCUGCCGCCGUUCAGCAACAGCAGCAGCAACAAUUACAAACACUGCCAACAUCUACGUCAGCUACCAGCACAGUGGCUGAAUAUCAAUUGCAGCAACAACAACAGCACCAGCAACACACCCAACAUCAUGGCUUAGAUCAAGAACUCAAACAGCAUAUACAACAACUACACCAGCAACAACAAACCAAUGUACGUCUAUUAAAGGCCGUUGCGGCAGCUGCUGCUAAUCAACAGCAGCAGCAACAACAACUAACUACUAAUCAGCAGCAAAAUGUAACCAACAACAAUAACAACAAUAAUUUUGUUUUCAAUGUUGACGGUAGCGGUGGUGUGGGCACCACUGUCGCAGACAAGUCCUCCCAAUCUUUACAGUUAUUAUUCCAAUUACCACCUACGGCCCAACAGCAACAGCAGCAACAACAAGAUGAGGUAGCUGCCACAGCUCAGCAACUGCAGCACUUGAAAUUGCAUCAUCAAGAAUUGCAAGAUCAGCAAAAGCAACAGCAACUACAGUUAAAGUUGUUGCAGCAACAAGAGCAAGAUUUGUCACAAACCACUGCUGAGAGCUUAAUGCAACAGCAGCAGCAACAGCAACAAACCACCCUGGAACAAGUGGCACAAAAUAAUCUCUUAUUGCAGCAACAGGCCGCCUUAGCCCAACAGGUACUCAAUCAGCAGGUCUUAAAGCAAAAGCAACAGCAAUUGUUACAGCAGCAACAAUCAACACAGGUUCAGGUUUCUACCCAGACUCAAUCCUCUGUUGUUGUACCUCACCCAAAUGCUGUGCAAGUUCAAACAUCACGUGGUGUUAACAAUCAAUUCUGUCCUACUCUCUCAACCAUGGCUGCUGCCGUUGAUGUCGGCUUGGGCAGUGUUUGCGCCCUAACACCGCAACAGCAACAACAGCAACAACAGCAACAACAACAGCAGCAACAACAUCAAAUAUCUCAAGAACAGCAAAUGCUUGCAGCUGGCUAUGCAGCCGGUGUUCUUGCAGUGACACAACAUCAACAACUGCCAGUACCAGCACCAUUGACAGCAGCCCUAAACCAAGUUGUUGCCAAUGCUUCGUCUGUACUUCCACCCCAGGCAUCAACCAGUUCUGGCAGUAGCAAAAUGCCCGGGGGUAUUGCCAAAAAGGUAAUCGACAAGCAGUCACGCAAAGAACGCAAUCGAUAUUCAUUGUUACGUUCAGCUGCCGGUAGUCAAGCUAAUGCUGCCGCACAACAGCAAUAUCAACAAACAGUUGCCGCAACUACUGCCUUAGACAAAACCAUCGAUGUAGAUUCCGAAACCGAUUCCAAUCAUGAUACAGCCCUUACUCUUGCCUGUGCUGGUGGCCAUGAGGAAUUAGUCGAGUUACUUAUAAAUCGUGGAGCAAAUAUAGAGCAUCGAGAUAAAAAGGGCUUUACACCACUGAUUCUAGCAGCGACAGCAGGCCAUGAGAAAGUGGUAGAUAUUUUACUCAAGCAUGGCGCUGAUCUAGAGGCCCAGUCGGAACGGACUAAAGAUACACCACUAUCGUUGGCCUGUUCGGGUGGACGCUAUGAAGUCGUAGAGCUGCUUUUAGGCAUUGGAGCCAAUAAGGAGCAUCGCAAUGUCUCCGAUUACACACCAUUGAGUUUGGCAGCGAGUGGUGGCUAUGUGAACAUCAUAAAAUUGUUGCUUAGUAAUGGAGCUGAGAUUAAUUCACGUACGGGCAGUAAAUUGGGCAUAUCUCCGUUAAUGCUGGCCGCCAUGAAUGGGCAUACGGCAGCGGUGAAAUUAUUGUUAGAUCAGGGUUCGGAUAUUAAUGCUCAGAUUGAAACUAAUCGUAAUACUGCUUUGACAUUGGCCUGUUUCCAGGGCAGGCAUGAGGUGGUAAGUUUGUUGUUAGAUCGUAAAGCCAAUGUCGAACAUCGUGCUAAGACUGGUUUAACGCCCCUCAUGGAAGCCGCUUCGGGUGGUUAUAUAGAAGUUGGACGUGUUCUGCUGGACAAGGGGGCUGACGUUAAUGCAGCGCCAGUGCCCACCUCAAGAGACACGGCCUUAACUAUAGCCGCGGAUAAGGGCCACUUAAAAUUCGUCGAACUGCUGUUGGCUCGUGGAGCCGCAGUGGAGGUAAAGAAUAAAAAGGGCAAUUCCCCGCUAUGGUUGGCUGCCCACGGUGGUCAUCUGAGCGUGGUUGAUAUAUUAUACAAUCACAAUGCUGAUAUCGAUUCACAAGAUAACAGACGUGUCUCCUGUUUAAUGGCCGCAUUCCGCAAAGGCCAUACAAAGACCGUCAGAUGGAUGGUUCAAUAUGUCACCCAGUUUCCUUCCGAUCAGGAAAUGAACCGUUUCAUUAGCACUAUAAGCGAUAAAGAACUAUCUGAGAAAUGCUACGAUUGCAUGAAAAUCAUACGCGCUGCAAAGGAGGCACAAGCCGUGAAGGCCAACAAGAAUGCUUCAAUUCUAUUGGAGGAAUUGGAUAUGGAGAGAACUCGUGAAGAGAGCAGAAGGGCUGCUGCUGCUCGUCGCCGUGAACGCAAAAAGAAGAAGAAGAUGGAAAAGAAAGAAGAGAAACGUCGACAAAUGGAAGAAGCCACUGGUGGCUCGAGCAUUCUGAAAGAUGAAGAUGAUAAAGAUUCCGACAAAGAUGAUGAAUCCGAUCACGAGGACAACAAUGCCGCCGAUGAAGAUGAUGACCAACAGAAUCCUCAAAAUUAUCGUGAAGAAGGUGACUCUGGUAUAGAUCAAGGAUCAUGUUCCAGUACCGAUAUAAAGGCUUCGGGCGGAAAUCUGCAGAACAAUGACAAGUCUGUCGGUGUUGGGGGUAGUGUAGGAGGAAAAAACAAAAAUAAAAAGAAGAAUAAACAACAAAAUACGCGUAAUAGUAGUCCAGUUGUGGAAGAACCUCAAAUAGUCCAACCUGCACCAGCUGCAAAGACACAGCAGCAGCCGCAGCAGCAACAACAACAAAAUAAUAAAAAGAAAGAUGAUAAUAGCAACUCAAAAACUGUAUCGAACAGCAACAAGAAAAAUACCGCUGAACAAAAUACUUUAGCUACGAAAACACAAAGUAAUAACAACAAUACAAAUGUCAGCAAUAAGAAAUCGGAGCAUCAACACAAGAAAGAGGAGGUUGUAAGUAGCAAUAGCAACAACAAUGCUUCAUUGAAUACUGGUUCUACAUCAACCACAACGAUUGGUAACAAAAAGAAAGAAUCCAAUAAACAAAAAGAAAAGGAAAACUUGGCACCCAAAGAAUUAACAGCCGCAGGAACGGCUCAGCAUCAACAACAACCAACACAAUCAAAUAGCCACAGUCAUAUUCACAUUAAUAAACAGCAACAACAAGCACAUGUUCAACAACAGGCAACCAACAACAAUAAAUCGGAAACAUCCUCCGCUGGAAAUCGUAAAUCCUUAAUAUUUUCUGCUUCCAAAAUGGCUGAAGAAAAUAAUAAACGAGACAUGGAAUCUAUUGCAUCCACAACGUUGGGAUCGACUUCUGCCAGCAAUAAGACUCAUCCAGCUACGUCAGCAGUCCCUAAAAGGGGAGAAGACGGCUGGAAAGAGGUGGUACGCAAAAGUUCAACCCAACAAUCGACUACAACUGCAGCGUCUGGUUCUGCUUCCAGCAAUUCCUCUUCAGCAACAGCGGCCAACAGCAAAGAGUCCAUGUCCAGUACUUCAACAACCCUCUCUUCUUCGUCAAAUUCUUCCUCGUCUACGACCAUAACCGUACCUGGAGUAUCGACAACUACCACCGUUACAUCAACAAUGCCCGAAAUGACCUGCAAAAAGGUACAAGUACCAGUCAAUGCCAUCUCCCGUGUAAUUGGACGUGCUGGUAGUAAUAUUAACGCCAUACGAGCCACCACUGGAGCUCACAUUGAAGUGGAGAAACAGGGGAAAAAUCAAUCGGAACGAAGCAUAACCAUCAAGGGUCUUACAGAAGCUACAAAACAGGCUCACAUGUUGAUUUUAGCUCUCAUUAAGGACCCAGACGUGGACAUAUUACAAAUGCUACCACGUAUUAACACUACUAUUAAAGCUUCAGUAGUGCCACCUGCUUCUACAACUCCGCCAUCUUCCAUCUCGACCAUGCAAGUGGGAACUUGGGAUAAUAAGACAGCUAUACACUCCACAAGCGGUGGUCAAAGCAGCAAUAUGUCUUCAGGAUCAUCAACAACAUCGUCUGCCUCAUCCACACCCGGCAGUAAUUUGAACUCGAAGACAGCAGGAAACCUAAAUUCCAAAUCAAAUGCAAAGUCACAAGGAGGAGGUAUAGGUACAAAUUCAAAUAAAUCUGCCAUAGGUAGAACACAACCUUCUAAGCCGUUUUAUGCCCAACAAACACUCACAUCAAGCCGUGGCGCAGGCGUAGGUGUAGCCUCAAGUGUCAGCAAUCAAAUUAAACAUAAAGAUCUUAAUAGUAAGGGCUUGAGUGGACCAGGAUUCAGUCAGAAAUCUGUUGGAGCACCAGGUAGUAAAUCAGCUGUUACCAGUUUCGGAGGAUCCGGAGUAAAUAACCAAACAUUUGCUGCCAAAUUGUUAACAGGUGGAGCUGCUACUACAUCUUUAACUGGCACCAAUUUGUCUCCCACAAAGAAAACGGAACUAGGAGGCUUGCAGAGGUCGGGAAUAACAGCUCCAUACGGUCGUGGCAAACCUAUGCCCAGUUCUACCAUACCUUCCUUGGGAGGUGUAGGAGUUUUAGGGCAAAACAACAAUACAUUAUCCGGUCCCAUUGGCACAUUCAAUGUAGCCGAGGCUGCUGCUGCUGUUGCAGCUGCUAAUGCUGCAGCUGCUCAUGUAGCGUCAUCGAAUACUACGGCACGAUCUGUGACCCCCAUUGGGCCCCCAAAUAAACAACGGGCUCCCACACCUACAACACUACAACAAUCGGGAGGACAUACCACCAACAACAAUGCCACGUUACAAGCAACACAAUCAUUGCAACAGCAACAAAAUUUGCACAUCAAUACUGGAAAUAUGGGUGACAAUAUCAAUACAUCUGGAAAUUCAGCCUCAUUGGCCACUCCUGGUAGUUUUGGAGCUCAGUUGGCUGCAAAGAUAAGCAGUGAAUAUUCUCUCUUUAACGAUUACCAUCAGUCGCAAUGGGGUACUGCAGAUAAUUCACAGAUUUACGCUAAUCCCAAUGCUAUGGUUAAUGAUAACUUGCCUCAGGCUGAUGCUUCUAAGGCUCCGGGUUACAACCGCAAUAUAUUGAGCUCUCCAGUAGGAAGUUCUAAGGCUUCUAAUUCCAGCACACCACCGGGAAAUGCAGCCACAAGCAAUCUCAGUGUGGCCUCUCAGCAAACACUGACUAUUUUGCCAGAAACUGGCGUAGCUCCCAUAGGUUCUACAGCCUCUCAAUCGGCUCGAUCACCAGCUGGUAUUUCGGUGGCCGGCAAUGAUUUGACUCCACCAUCAGGAGGUAAUGCCGGUCAGCCUGCACAGCAACAAGAUUCUAGUGCUAUAUCGCCUAAUGUUAUUAAGCCACCUGGAGCCAUAGGACAAACUGCUAGCGCAGCUGGUGCCUCAUCACAGCAACAACCAGCAAAUGCCGGAAACGUAUCACAGCCACCUCCAAGUGGUUUGGCUAUACAAAGACCCCAGACAAGCGGCCAACACAGAGCGAAUGCUUCCAAUAAUUCGACUCAACAAUCUCCACCAUCGGCACAACCCAAUGUGGCAGACAAUUCUGGAAAUACGUUGAAUUUUGGUCCUAUAGGGCCCUCAGUGAAUCGUGGCAAUAAUCCAGCCGGGGCUAUAGGAGAACAACCACGUUUCUACGAUCCAACCAACCAAAUGAAUGUUGCUGUUCCCAUGGGCUUCCAAAUUGAUCCCAACCUAAUGCAACAGCAAGCCUACAAUUCGGCCAACUCUAGACUCAAUCCCAGAGCUUCGGUAUUUGGCGGACAACAACAGCCAGGCAAUAAAUCACAAACACAAUCAUCACAAGCCAUGGCUUCAGCCAUGUAUCACCAACAAAACCAACAGCAACAACCACCUACACAACAAAAUCAACAAGGAAAUGUCUUCAAUGCCGCACCAGGAAAACCCCUAAAUGCCGGCCAGAAUUUGGCACCACAACGGCCACAAUCUCAACCUCAGGCUGGUCAAACACAAAAUCAACGUUGGUACGGCACCGACUAUGCCACAGCCGGCGGUUAUGUGCCACCUUCAACCCGGGACAUAUUGAAUUUGGAAAAUGGUUCUACUGGUGGCAUGGGUGGUGCCGGUGCAAAUUCGCCAGCUGCCAUGUCACCCAGUCAGAGUGGCAAUGUCAACAAUCCUGCUGGUCUUCUACAAACACCCCCACAAAUGCCAGGCCAACAAUCGGCCGAUGAUAUGCGCAAAAUACCCAGACCUAUUGGUACAGAACGGGCAUCAUGGAAGUAUAACAACUAUCCAGGCAUGGCUAAUAUGGGCAUGGGUGUGGGAGGUUUAGCUGGUGCCGUCGGUUUAGGUACCAUGGAUGAUAAUUUAGCAGCUAUGUCCGCAGCUGCUGCUGGUAUGCCAGGUGCUGGUAUGCCAACAGGCCCGUUGCCACCAUGGCUUUUAGGUAAUGCCGAUAAGCAAGCGGCCGCCGCUGCUGUACAACAGCAACAACAACAACAGCAGCAACAUUCGAAUUGGAUGAAACAACAAUAUCGUUACUACAAUCAGGGUGCAGCUGGUGCUGGUACUAUAGGCGGUCUAACUGGAAUCGGCGGUCCGGCCGAUUACCAUCAUCAACAAGAUCAAUUUCAUAUGGCUUUGGAUUAUCAUAACACUAUGCCACCCCCAAAUUUGAAUCAGAACCAACCAAUGAAUUUAAUACCCACAUACACUACUUAUCCACAUUUCUUGGGUCACGUUGGUGGCAAUGAAAUGUCUCAUAUGCCUGAAAAGAUCGAACUGUGGGAUCAUCAUGAUAAACAUACUUGGACCAGCAAUUGGACCAAUUGAUGAUGCAAACGUAAAACCAGUCAGUGAAUCUAGAAACAGUAUGCAGCAACCAACUAUAAAUUAACAACAAUCUUAAAUGAAAAGCGUUGCUCAUUUCAACAUAACAUCAGACACUGCAAAAACAACAACAACAAUGAGCUAAUUUAAUAAUAAAAACACACAAUUAUCUAUCACUUUCUCUCUCUAAACUACAUAUAAAGUUUUUUGAUUUUGAAAACAAAAAUAUUAAAUACUUCAAAGAAUAAUAUUUAUAAAAUAUUAUUAAUAUUACUCGUACUACUCUUCAAUACAAGUUAAAAAAAAAAUUAUAUAUUUUUUUGGAUUAAGCUUAAACAUAAACAAAACAAAAAUAUUUGAAAUGAAUUAAAAAUAAAGUUAUAAUACAAGAGAUCAAUUGCAAAAAGUAAAAAUGAAUGAAUGAAAAUGGUUGAAUUAAAACGAGCUGGAAUUUAAUUUAUCAUUAUUCUUUGUUGAAAACCUUAAAUAUUAUUUUAAUACAUUCUUUUUUGAGUUUAUUUUCUCUCUAAACAUUAUACGCUUGAAGCCUUGAAUAAUUUACAUUUUGUUUUGGGAUUUUUAUUUUUUGUAUGUAAAACAGAAACACUGGAAAAAGCUGUUUUUUGAGAAAUAUUUGCAUAAUAAUAAACAAAAAAAACUUUACUUCUUAUAUUGUUAUAUUUAACAAAAUGCAUUAAAUGAAAAGUAAAAAAUGAAACAUAAAUACACUUGAAAAAAUCUUUGAUUGAAAAAUAAAAAAAAACAAAAAUAAGUAAAACUCAUAUUAUAUGGAAAAUUUACAUAAAUACAUACAUUGUUAGUCUGUAAGCAGCUACAAACAUAAAAAACAAAAUGUUUUUGAAAUAUAUAUUAUAUAAUAGCUAUUACUUACUACUACUACUACACACUUUGAAAUAUUUAAUAAAUAUAUACAUAUAUAAAAAAAGCAUGAAAUAUAAAUAAAAAACAAAAUCAUUAUAAAAAAAAUCGUAAAAAUCAACAAA
This is a messenger RNA of Calliphora vicina (urban bluebottle blowfly), 15472 nucleotides long. It is a transcript of the gene mask, whose product is annotated as multiple ankyrin repeats single KH domain. The record is from RefSeq and is a predicted model, not a curated record. Gene Ontology annotation, biological process: innate immune response. The transcript is spliced from 17 exons. Gene Ontology annotation, molecular function: protein binding; RNA binding. The coding region runs from base 531 to 14471 and encodes 4646 amino acids. NCBI's taxonomy places the organism in Eukaryota, Metazoa, Arthropoda, Insecta, Diptera, Calliphoridae. Gene Ontology annotation, cellular component: cytoplasm.